GUAAAAAUCGGGAUUGCUUGCCGCGUGCGCCUUGGCGCCGUGUUUUGCCAAACGCUAAAACACUAAAUUUCAUAUGUUUUUUGGUUUGUUUGCUGCUAGUUUCACUGGGAAAUGGAGACGUUUAACCAGCUUUUGUUGGAAUAUCCCGAAUUAAUGUACGGAGGAGUCGGAGUUACGGCGUUUUUCGCCGGUGGAGCGCUGAUAUACAAAAUAGCCACCAGAAAGAAGCCGACCCAUGCAGAUGUGAACUGCUGGUUUUGUAACGAGAACACAGUGGUGCCCUAUGGUAAUAGGAACUGCUGGGACUGUCCCAACUGUGACCAGUACAAUGGCUUCCAGGAGAAUGGGGAUUACAACAAAACUAUCCCAGCUCAGCACAAGGCACAUCUAAACCAUGGAGUAUCUGGGAGCCUUCCUUCAUCUGAGACACCCAAGACACAGCAGUGGGUCAACUGUCAGAUGCUGCUGUGCAGGAAGUGCAAUAACAACCAGUCUACAAAGAUCAAGCAGUUGGCUUCAUUUAUCCCAAGGGAUGAUGAAAACUAUGAUGAGGAAAUUGAAGCCUACAAACACCACCUGGAGCAGACCUUCAAGUUAUGCAAGCCGUGUCAGACAGCAGUGGAGUACUACAUCAAAUAUCAAAACCGCCAGCUACGUACAGUUCUCCUAAGCCAUCAGCUUCGACGCACCCGAGACUCAAUCAAUAACUUUGUAAAGAGCUCCUAUCCCCUGUCUUCUCCCAUGGGGGUCACAGUAUUGCGGGCACUUGCCUUCCUGCUAUGUGCUUUCCUAGUUGCUACAUCUUUCUUAGAGUUGCCAGACCAGCCUCCGUCACCUAGCGGCCCCCAGACAUUAAGUGGUGGGGUCACUCCUCCUAAACCCUUUAAUGAGUCCACCCCCAAAAAUGAAAGCAGUGGAGAUGUGCCUGUAUGGCAGAGUCUGCUGGAGCUCCUCCCAGACAAGGUCAUAGAAAAUGCCAAGCUGGUGUGGCAACAUGGAAGGGACAACCAUCUGGCUCUAGUCUCUGUUGGCCUGUUGACUUGCCUCACUGCCAUCUUCUUAGCAGGACCUGCAAGGCUGAGGAGAAUUGAUGCUGUGGCGUCUGUCCUGUGGUUCUUCAUCCUGUGCCUCUACCUGGCUGAGAACUACUUGACUGGUGCCUCAAGCUGGAUGGACACAGCCAAGCACACUAGCAUCUCUCUCUGUUGCCUCGUCAGCUUUGCUGCUGCUGUGGCAACUCGCAAACCACCGGGUCUACGAAGAGGCAAAUAUCGAAGAUACCUUGCAGGCAGCUCUGCAGCCCCCUCCUUCGGCAGCCAGCCUCCCCUGCUCUCUCCUGACCUGGCAGACUCCUUCAUCCCCACCCCGCCCCCGAACCUCUCCAAGCUCAUCAGUUGCCAACAGAGUCGUCACAAGUGCAGUGAUUCUCCCUCCUCCCUUCCAGGACGCCUUAACAGAGCCCUCAGCCUUGGCACCAUCCCCUCCCUCAAAAGGACAGAUUCUGGUUACCUGUUUAGCGGAAGCAGACCAGCCUCACAAUACAAAGACUCCCCGCCUUCAGACUACUUUUCACUGAAGUCUGGGAGCCGCCCAUCAUCCCCGAGCCCCUCUCCAACUCCUUCUAUAGCUGGGUCAUGUACAUCCAGUUCAGGUUCUGCCAGGCAACGCCGUCCCCUCAUCAGUCCCGCUCGCCUCAACAUCUGUAGCCAGAAACUCUGGCUUUUCUCAGCAGAGCUAGAACCCAAGCUCUCACCCCCACCUGCAUCUCCACUGUACUCCACUGUAGGGCCGGCCUCUCCCCUUUACAGUGGCUGCUUUUCACCUGACAUGUCACCCUUCCAAAGCCAAAAUGAUAUGAGUUUGAGAGACAGCAGUGUGAUUGAUAAGGAAGAGAGGAGUGAGACAGGCAGCUCCUCGGGGUCCUCUGCAUGCCUGGUUGGCACUACGACACAGGGGCCAGAGAGCACCCCCCCUCCAAAAGGUUUCGUGAAGCGUCUUAUCGUCCCGGGUCUUUUAGCAGCGAGCCUGACUGCCAACCUGUUAUUCGCCUGCCUCUGUAUUUACCACUACUGGAGAUGAACUGUUGAUGGGCUCUGCUGCUGUUUUUAUUUUGUUUAUUUUAUUUUAUUUUUUUGCUGUGACCUGCACAGAGUGAGUCGGCCUCUGGCCCUUGACCACCCUGUCAUGUCCGUAGACCUGGAGGUCAUUCAUCAAAUGCCAGAAAACAUCACCUUUCUGGCAGUCACUUGUUUGUUGGUGCUUAGUGAAAAUACAGAUGUCAGCUGAUGGAUUUUCAACAGCAAUACCUCCCUUCUGAUUGGAGUUAAGAGAAAAAUGUUUGGUGGAAUCGAAUAUUACGCUUUUGAAUUUGUGGUUCAUGGCUGCUUAAAAAUAUUUUGGCUUUUGUGGUCUGGCCUUGUUUUGUCCUUUGGGUUUGUCACUGCUCCUCUUUCAUGAACACAGGUGAACGUGCAAUUGAUUUUAAAAGUUCUUGCACUGAGGCUUGACGGCUUUUUAGAAAAUAUGCUGUGAAAUGUGCAAUAAACAUACACUGCUCAGUUGUUGCUGCUUAGACACAAAGGAUCAUGUCUUACAUACUUACCGUGAAUUCUCAUAUACAAAAGCGGGAAUUAAAAAAAUGGCCAAGUCACAAAUAGACCAGGCUAAAAAAAACACUGGGAGAAUCUGUAGCCUACUGCAACAACUCACAUGUUAAAGUCAGUAUAAUUCAUCAGUAAAACAACAGUCAUCAAUCUUUUUUUUUAGUUUUUGGGGGUUUUUUUGUAUACUCCUGAUCAUCAUCCUGAUAAUUAACUGGAGAACAAAGCAAAUUAGAGAUAAAGGCCCGUCUCUAAAAUAAGCUUGUCCCAGAUAAGGGAGGUAAAUAAAAGGCCUUGGGCAGUAUACUGAGAAUUUACGGGAUGCUGUUUUUGAUGAGUGCAUUACAACUCCCAAAUGAAUAACAUUUCCAGUAUGCUACAAUAGCCAAAAAUUGGAAAGCAUUAAGCAGCAUGUUAUGUUUGUGGUGUGUAGUUGGUUUUGCAUUUUUGAAAUUUGUACAGAUUUUUCACUUUGUAAUGUCAUAAUUUCACAGCACUGGUUUUGCCAUUGUCUUUCUAUGUACAAAUGGGUGACAAAUUAAAGGAGAAACCAACCUAAGAUCUCUUAGUAAGGUGUUGUGCUGCCUCGUGCCACCAGAACAGCUUCAAUGCACCUUUGCCGUGCAUUCCCUCAACAUACUCAUCAAACCACUCCUGUCAGAAUAGAAGUUUUUCAUAACAAGAUAAAGGUCUUUACCUCUAAACUUUGUAUUGGUUGCCCCUGCGUGGAAGCAUCUGCAUUCAUUAUGUUUUUCCUUUACUUUAUCACCCGUCUGUAUAUUCAGCUGAGAAGGAGUGGUACCGGUAUGUCAAACUCAGUCCUGUUGUGUUAUUUUGUUAUACAUUUAAACGUCAACAUUUUUAAUAUCAUUGUCAUUUAUAUCUCACACCAAAGUGACACAUGUCACAGAAAUAGUUCUGUUUCGCCAAACCAUUUCAUUUUCUACUAUCUCUUAUAGAUAUCCUGUUCACCGGCAAGUUUGUAAGGGGCAAAACUCCUAACAUCAAGUGCAAUAUAGAAAAUAAAUGCUAUUUCUAAUGAGCAAAAAGAGGUGAUGUUCACAUUUACAUUAUUUCAUAAAAAAGAAAUAGAGAUUCAGAAAAUUAACCGAGCUGUAAAAUUUAUACAGACUUUUCUUAUAAACUUCACACUCUGUUAAAUUAGAAAGAUUUUUGCACUUGUUUUCUGAACUGUAUUUCCAGUCUUUUGUGCUUGGUUGUGUUGUGUUUUAAAUGUGCAUAAUCAUAUAUAUAUAUAUAUAUAUAUAUAUAUAUAUAUAUAUGAUUUUAAAUUGUUCUAUUACAGAUGAAGAGCACAGAUGUUUAAUUUAUUGUUUGUGUGGAUGCUGAACAUACAAAAAGUUGUACUUGUGGAAGAUUUGGUUAAACAGGUUACAGUUUGUGUCUCUUGUAAAAAAAAAAAAAAAAAAGAUCAUGUUUUUGUUAAUUUUCUCAUGAAAUGUUUUGUACUGA
Molecule: messenger RNA, 4073 nt
Organism: Toxotes jaculatrix (banded archerfish)
Lineage: Eukaryota; Metazoa; Chordata; Actinopteri; Toxotidae
Gene: tmem201
Product: transmembrane protein 201
Exons: 11
Coding region: 112-2079 (655 amino acids)
Biological process (GO): nuclear migration along microtubule
Cellular component (GO): nuclear inner membrane
Molecular function (GO): lamin binding; actin filament binding
Source: RefSeq, a predicted model, not a curated record